This is a messenger RNA of Lymnaea stagnalis (great pond snail), 2904 nucleotides long. Lineage: Eukaryota; Metazoa; Mollusca; Gastropoda; Lymnaeidae. The record is from the annotation of a GenBank genome assembly.
UCAAUGUGUUGGUGAUGUUAGUCUACUAGCAAGUGACAUCAAUGUGUCGGUGAUGUGAGUCUACUAGCAAGAGACAUCAAUGUGUUGGUGAUGUGAUCUACCAGCCAGGAACAUCAAUGUGUUGGUGUGAGUCUACCAGCCAGCGACAUUAAUGUGUUGUUGAUGUGAUCUACCAGGCAGGGACAUCAAUGUGUUGGUGAUGUGAUCUACCAGCCAGGGACAUCAAUGUGUUGAUGUGAGUCUACCAGCCAGCGACAUCAAUGUGUUGUUGAUGUGAUCUACCAGCCAGGGAUAUCAACGUGUUGGUGGUGUGAUCUGCCAGCCAGGGACAUCAAUGUGUUGGUGUGAGUCUACCAGCCAGCGACAUUAAUGUGUUGUUGAUGUGAUCUGCCAGCCAGGGGACAUCAACGUUCAACGACUGUCAACGUGUUGGCGUUGGUGAUGUGAGUCUACCAGAUACUAACAACAGAUUUAGUCCGGUUACGAAAAUGUAGGAAAGAAGAUUUAAUUCGUCUUCAGUUGCUUCAAUACGUGAAUGAAUUUUUGUAAUGUGGCUUUUACAAGUUUCACAUACAUAUCAAUCGAUUGUCUUUUAUUUCUGUGCUCAACAAUACAUCAUUUAAAUAUCAGGAAACAAGGAGUGCAAGGGACGUAACAAUAUUAACACCCAAACCCAAGAUGUGGAAAUUAGGAGUGACUUCCCUUUAAAAAAAUUAUUUAAUGUACAAAAUCGUAGUUGACUAAAAUAAUAUGGGGAAGCUAAUCUUAGUUUUUUUCUUUAGUGAAUUUUAUAGUUAUCUUCCCAUGAUUGAAGUUAAAAGCAAACCGUUCCAACUCAAAAUGGCUGACUAGAAAACAAAAGAAUAGGCGAAUCUAAUAGGUUUUAAUAAGAAUUACAAGUAUAAAAUCUGAAAAACUUCAAAUUUUUUGAAACAACGUAUGGAUUAACAAUGUCUGCACAUCGAAGUCUAGGACAAUGUAUAACUCUGAGAGAGAAUAGUAUUAAUAAGUCACUGGCUCGUUUGGAAGAAGAAACCCGAGGCCGAGACAAUGAUGUUGAUGUCCACUCACUUACCACUGACCAACAUCUCCUGACUUAUGGAAACCAAGAAACAAUACCAGAUCAUAUUUCAACUCAUGACACAGAAAUCCAUGAAUCUAUGCAAGGUUCUCAUGCUGUGAUGCCAGACAAAACAUGUAAGAACCAGUCCACUAAAAGAAAACGACCAAUUAGUGAUUAUGCUCCUGUCUCUUCCCAUUCCAAGUUGAGUGAUUCCAAGGUUUCUUAUUUUGAUGAUCACAUGAGAGGUUUAACUUUCCCGGUUCCUCAAGCAUAUCUUUCAUGUCAAACACUUGACAGUACUAGAAAAUCAGUGCAAGCCCAGGCAUCCGACGCUUCUGGUUGCAGUGACACAGACCUGAGACUGAGUGCACCAGCCCUUCUCAACAAGUCUUCUGACUUUGUUUAUCCUAACUUCUACACCCAAGACCAAAGACAUGAAAGCUUCAAGGACAGUGAAUAUAAUCCAGAUAUCUGGCCCCAAAUGGCUCAAGCAGGACUUUUUUGUGAUGGUAAGUCUCUCAUAUAGAAUACUGAAUAUUAAUAGAGCAAGCGGUCAUCAACCUUUAGGCCUGCACAACAUAUGGCCCAUGGGCUGGAAUGUAACAAAUAUUCUUUAUUAUUAUUAUUUUCUUAAUAGCUUUCUCCCUGUCCUAUUUUCUUUAAGCCAGCACAAGUAUCUAGUGAAAUGUUUCUGAUACAGUUGCAGUAAUUUGAUAUCCAUGAGAAUGAGAGGUCAAUUUCUUAGAUUGUAAAAGACAGUGUCAGUAGUGUACCCAGGGACUUUUUAUAGGGGGGUGCAGAGAUUUGUGACACUAUUUUUCAGAGGGUAGGGGGUCUAAAUUUUUGUGAUGAUGGGAAGAGUUGAAAGGGGGGUGGUGGAUAUUUAAAAAUCAGCAAAAUUUGUGUUACGUCAUUUAUGGAUGGCCCCUAAGCAGCUCCAGGGGAAUGUGUUAUGCAGUUUUUCACAUUUAUCUCAUUCAAAUGUUUUUAGGACUUAUUUAGGCUUCAACCAUCAAAAAGAAUUUUUAAAUUCUGCAAGUGCUAGACACAUUUAUUCUAAGUAUUAAAAAAUAUUACACUUAUAAAUUAUGCAAAUCAGGAUAUCUCAUUUGCAUAAAUUUUAAGAUUUCAGUUUGAUUCAUAAAUAUCUAUUUGUUCAUUCAUUUCCCUGCAAGAAUAUAUAGUUUUAUUUUUGUUAAUUAAUUGGUUUAUUUUUGGGCAUGACCUGAGAAAUCUUAGUAAUUUUUUAAUUUUUUCUUUUAGCAGUUUGGUAGUAAUAAAACUUUAAUUUUGUGAUUUAACUUGUAAAAAAUAUGAUAGAAAUAUCAAUAAAUAUUAAUUAAGAGUAUUAGUGUAUGCAAACUUUAUCAUUAUUACCGGAGACAGUCAUUGUGUUCUAUAUUUUAAUUUUUAGCAUUAUGAGUGAGUGUCAUUGUGGUAUGUGCAUACAAUAUCAGUAAUAUAUGUGAGUGGCUUUGUGGUGUGUGAAUACAUUAUUGGUACCGGUGGUAAUAUAUGAGAGUCAUCGUCUGGUGUGUGCACACAUUAAGGGGCAAUAUAUGAGUGUCAUUGUGUGAUGUGGGCAAACAUUAAGGACACUAUAUGAGUGUCAUUGUGUGGUGUGGGCAAACAUUACUGGUGUUGAUUCAAGUUUGCUUUUUUGCUUUCAGGAGGAUAUCUUAAAUGUUUUGUUUGUGGAGGAGUGAUGGAAACCACCAACAGUUUGGAAUGCUGUUUGACCUUUAACCCCAAAAACAACAAAUUUUAAAAACCAUUAAAUUCUCUCUGCUCAUAUUAAGUUUGUGAUGGAUAAUUCUUCCCUGCUGAAACUGUGUUGCCUG